AUGGCUCUGGGGGGCUGUGGAGACCAUGCCAGCUGGUUCUGCCUGCUACCCCAGCUCAGCCAGCUGGUCCUGCAGGCCAAUUCCAAACCCAUUCUUGGGAAACUCAGGGCAGUACCAGAACAGCUCCUGCCUCAAGUCUUGCAAUCUCGCCUUGCAGAUUUCUUCACAAACUGCCAGCCUGAGUCACGGUCUGUUAGUAGCUGUCUGAAGGAGAACUAUGCUGACUGCCUCCUCGCUUACUCGGGGCUCAUUGGCACUGUGAUGACACCAAACUACAUAGACUCAAACAGUCUCAGCGUUGCCCCAUGGUGUGACUGCAGCAACAGUGGUAAUGACAUAGAUGAAUGCCUGAAAUUUCUGAAUUUCUUCCAGGACAACAUAUGCCUUAAAAAUGCGAUUCAGGCCUUUGGCAAUGGUACUGAUGUGAAUGUCUGGCAGCCAAUCUUACCAGUACAGACCACUACAGCCACAACUACAACAGCUUCCAGACUUAAAAACACAGGUUCAGAGACCACCAACAAUGAAAUACCCUCCCACAAUGAUUCACCAGCAUGUGCAAACCUGCAGGCACAGAAGAAGCGAAAAUCCAAUGAAUCUGUAGAUACAGAACUCUGUCUUAAUGAGAAUGCUAUUGGGAAGGACAACACAGCAGGAGUCUCCACCAGUCACAUAUCUGCAGAGAAUUCACUCGCUCUUCCUACAAGCUUCAAUCUAAGCACACAGCUCACUCUGAUGACACUUGCACUCUCACUCUGUUUGUCCCUAAGCUCAUCAGUCGUCUUGUAGCCGCAUUACAAAAGGACGUGUUUAAAAAAAAAAAAAAAAAAAAGUCUGUUUGCUGUCCUCUGUUGUUUAUCUGGAAUUCCAGGUCUGGGAGCUAAGCUGAGGCACUCCUGCUAGAACAGUCUCAGUCAGCUGGAAUUUUACUUUUUUUCUCUCUAAAAAAAAGCUUCUUGUGAUAUUUAGAGGCUUUGUGAAAUACUUGGUGCAGUGCUACAUUCCAAACCCAAAAGGCUUUUGGGCAUGCAGUGUUUUAAAGAGACAGUGUGUAAAUUUGCCUGUAAACCAAUCUGGUUGGAUUAUUUUAAUAAUUAUUAUUUUAAUUCUGGCUUUUACCUGAGAAGGAAGAUGGCAGUUUUCUUAAGAUCCUGUUUCUCUCAUUGAAUGGUUUUGGUUUUCGAAUUGAUUGAACUUCAGACUAUCAAGGAUGCCAGGCUUUUGUCUAAUGGUGAAUGUUCUCCCAGAGAGUGGACUUUAUGAAACUUCUUCAUUUGAGAAAUCGCUACUGAUGUGAAACUCUUUCAGUGUGUUAGCAUUUUCCUCUUUAAAUGUUUACGUACUGUAAGUGAUUCUGCGUUCCCUGCUAAGAAGCCAUUAUAAUUCACAUGCAGGUAUAAUGUAUGUCUUUCAGUUAAAUCCUCAUAAAAAUAGAGUGUGGCAUAGAACCUUCUAACAGUACAUUUAUAUUUUAAUUAUAAUCAUCUAGCCUUAACGAGUGAAGAUUCUUUAAAUUAGCAAGAAGCAGCCAUUGUGAAAGCUUGAUAAAGUUACAUUUCUUUAAAUU
Molecule: messenger RNA, 1564 nt
Organism: Acanthisitta chloris (rifleman)
Lineage: Eukaryota; Metazoa; Chordata; Aves; Passeriformes; Acanthisittidae
Product: GDNF family receptor alpha-1-like
Exons: 6
Coding region: 1-786 (261 amino acids)
Biological process (GO): nervous system development
Cellular component (GO): signaling receptor complex; external side of plasma membrane
Molecular function (GO): signaling receptor activity
Source: RefSeq, a predicted model, not a curated record